AAAAGUAUAAAGUUUUCUCCUAUGGCAUGUGAAUUUUUUAAGGAAGCUUCUCGUCCGGCGACGAAUCCUUUCAAAAGUAUUGUUAUCGGUUUCCGAUAUAAACAGUAUCCUCUGUAUCGAGGCAACACAAUUACCAAUUCAUAAUUGCGGACGUGCGGAGCAGUUCUUUAUUGUCGUCGAACAACUUUCUAAAUACUGACUCAAAAAUCUGGAGUUUCUGAUUACUUUCUUUUUUCUUUAGUAACUGAUAGAGUUUCUGAUAGCUUUAGUGUCAGGCUACCAUGGUUAUUUCGUUCCUGGAUCCAAUUCCUUCUCGUUCUUCGCACCUUAAUACUUUCUCGCACCUUUUAUCUUCUCCUCAGCUGUUUUCCAGUCAAUUUUCCUUUGUUUCCCUCCAAAUAUCCCGUUAUAAGAAAAUCAGACUCACUCCGAGAGCUCUACGAGAAUGGCGUGAGUAUGAGGACGCAGUCAAGCGAAAGGACCUGGCUACAGCUCUUAGGUUCUUGAAAUCCGUAGAAAUCAAUAAGAAUAAGGAUAAUACUGCUGAGAAGGUUAAUGGGUCUGUAUUGACUGGGCCGAUUGAGUCUGGUAUUAGUGAUUUGGGGUUGUUUGACGGUUCACAGAGGGAUUGGGAGGUUUUGGACACUUGUUUGAACGCUGACGAUAUGAGGCUUGUGGGCAGUGCGUAUGGGUUCCUUAAGAACAGAGGUUUCUUGCCCAAUUUCGGAAAAUUCAGCAACAUUGUGUUGGAGGGACCUAGAGAUGUGACACCGACUGUCUUCAAGUCUUCAACUGGUUUAGAAGUGUCUAAAUUUGCUCCAAAGAAGUGGGGUCUUUCAGGAAGUUCAAGUUUUGUUUUGGUUGCUUUUCUGGGCGGAGCUUCUUUUCUUCUUUCACAAGGGAUUGAUAUCAGACCUAACCUUGCAGCAAUAUUAGGACUAGCCUUUAUGGACUCUAUUUUCCUUGGUGGUACUUGUCUUGCUCAAAUCUCAAGUUACUGGCCUCCAUACAAGCGUCGAAUUUUAGUUCAUGAAGCAGGUCAUCUUCUGGUAGCAUACCUCAUGGGUUGCCCAAUUCGUGGUGUGAUUUUAGACCCAAUUGUUGCAAUGCAAAUGGGCAUUCAAGGCCAGGCAGGAACUCAGUUUUGGGAUGAAAAGAUGAAUAAGGAGCUUGCUGAAGGACAACUGAGUGGUGGUACCUUUGACAGGUACUGCAUGGUGCUUUUUGCUGGCAUUGCAGCUGAAGCUCUUGUUUACGGUGAGGCAGAGGGUGGAGAAAAUGAUGAAAAUCUAUUUAGGAGCAUCUCUGUUCUUUUGCAACCCCCAUUAUCCGUAGCCCAGAUGUCAAAUCAAGCAAGGUGGUCAGUACUACAGGCUUACAAUUUACUAAAAUGGCAGAAGCAUGCUCAUCGGGCUGCUGUUAAAGCUCUAGAAAGCGGUAGCAGUUUAAGUGUUGUAAUUAGGAGAAUUGAGGAAGCCAUGUCUUCUGGUACUUGAAAUGAAAAUCUUGGGAAGUGGCAGUUUUCUAUCUCCUUGUCGCAUAGAAGAAGGUGAAACACUCGGGGUCGUUGGAGAGAUUGACAUGAAGCAGGACAAGAUGCGGUUGACAAUUUUGUGUCGUGGUGGUGGGAGUAUACCUAGUUGCUCCUCCUCCUCCUCCUCCACCACUCCACUCCACUCCAGUCGAAUAUUAUAACAGUGUGUUAAAUUGCUGAGCUCAGUAGCGUGCUUGGGCCUCCAAGUGUUGGGACAUUGAGUUAACCUGCUGGAUCCGAUUGGAUAAUCUCGGGCUCUAUUGGGUUCCCAAUAUUGUAUACUCUCGAUUGUAUAAAUUUUUAAGAAAAUUUUGUAAGUUCUUUUUUCGUCACAAGAAAAUAGUAUAGGAAUUGUCAAAGGUUAUUAAUUUUUUUUAUUUUAAUUAAAGUUAAUAACUCAAAA
This is a messenger RNA of Jatropha curcas, 1937 nucleotides long. RefSeq names its product ATP-dependent zinc metalloprotease. Gene Ontology annotation, molecular function: ATP binding; ATP-dependent peptidase activity; metalloendopeptidase activity. The record is from RefSeq and is a predicted model, not a curated record. Lineage: Eukaryota; Viridiplantae; Streptophyta; Magnoliopsida; Malpighiales; Euphorbiaceae. Gene Ontology annotation, biological process: proteolysis.